CUACCUGUUCAGUACUCCACGGUAUAAUCGGUUUGACACUGCUUGACGGCGACUGGAGGUAGCUUUUUUGGAGAGACCUCUGUCCCCCUCAUAACCCAAGAUGAAGUGCGACGAAGUGAAUUCGCCUGCCUUCAUCGACCUUACCCUCCACAAUGCGCCAUACAGCCCCUCACUAGCUACUUCGGCAUCGGUUUCCUCGACCUCGGUCUGGUCCGAUGCUUCGUCUCAGAACUCCGACGACACAUCCAUUUCUGCCCCCACUUCCGACUCCGACUCCGACUCGUGCGAUCCCUACAGUCUCUCGAGGCAGAAUAACCCUUCGCAAACCUCAACCUUGUCGGUUGAGCUCACCAACACAUGGGCAAAACCGCAUCUGCAGCCUCAGGUGGAAGUCCCACCCGAGCUGCGACAGAAUCCCCGACGGACCUCGACCUCGCGCGCAGGCUGCCCUCCUUCCUUGGUCAGGCAGUGCGAUCGCAAGGUCAACUUCGUCGACAACCUCGUUGAUUCGUCGACUCAGAUCGUAGAGGCGGUUUGGCCUACCUCCUCGGUGGUUUGCCGCAAUGAGAAUGGGAACAGCGGCGUUUUGCCGCUUCGAACCUUCAUCCAAGAAACGUUGCGUCGAUCGCGCACCAGCUACUCUACUCUGCAAGUUGCGCUCUAUUACCUCGUACUGAUCAAGUCUCACGUUCCGAACCACGACUUCACCAUGGAGCAACUAGAAGACAGCCAUGCGAGCCGAGCGCUGCAAUGCGGCCGCCGGAUGUUCCUGGCUGCGCUCAUCCUGGCCUCCAAGUAUCUACAGGACCGGAACUACUCGGCGCGCGCCUGGAGCAAGAUCUCGGGCCUCAAUACACAGGAGAUCAACCAGAACGAGAUGGCCUUUGUCACGGCCGUGAACUGGAAGCUCCACAUCACCGACGAGGUAUACAACCGCUGGACCGAUUGCGUCAUGAAGCACACGCCGUCGCUGCCGCCGUCCCCGGGGGGCAGUGCCCAGCAGCGCGUGUUUGAGCGCCAGUGUGAAGAUUUCAAGACCAUCAUCUUGAACCUCACCCCGGAGCUUGAUAACUUGGACGACAUCCUCCCUGGAUCUCCUUCCAAAUGUCGGUCCCAGCAUGUUCCAGCCACGUCCCCGAGAUCGCUCUACACUCCUACCCAGGAACGGAACUGUCCUGGGGCCUUCGGCGGUGGUCUUGCAACACCAGCGCAGAAGGCGUUCGGCAUGCCCGCCGUUAUGGAACCCACGCCGGCCUCUGUAUAUAUUCCCGGCCGGCUGGCUCCAGCAUUGGGGCUUCUGCCAACACCCCGAUUAACCCCUCAGCCGAGCGGAUUCAGCACUCCUGCAGCGAGUGCCGCAUCUCAUCUGCUAGGAAAGACAUCCUCCAUGUCCCUCGCCAUGGCACAGGUAAAUACAUCUUCUACCGCCCAGUCUCUCGAUCGGUGGCCCGUUUCGACCACGUCCCCCCAGAGCUACUUUGCAACUCGCCGCUCGUCACUCGCCAACACUGUGUCGACUGCGUCUUCCCCCGAGUCGAUGGUCUCGGAUUCGUCCCGGACCUCACGCUCUUCCUCAAUCUCGUCAGCUUCGUCAUUGGUCAGCGCGCCCUCCACCAAGUUGGAUGUUCAGGCGCGAUGCCGUUACGCGAAGCUGUAUAGCGAGAGGAUGAGCCUGAGACCGACCAUCGCUUCGGUCCCCGAGGAUUAUGAUGAGAAUCGGAUCACGGCAUCGCCAGAAUCUUACACCGGCCCGGUUGGUAAGGAUCUGUGCGACCUGUCGAUCGAGACUCCUCUGGCGCGACAAGAAUACGACGUGGACGACGUUGCUCGGGACUCUGUAAACGAUGCCGCUCGGGCUCUGCACGAGCUGCAAAACUACAGACACGGCGCAAUUCUCCCGACCUCGGCACCAGUCAAGGCGGGCUCCAAACGAAGCCGGACGGCGUCGAUUGACAACCCGCUCCAGGGCGAAGUCCGCGAGAUGUUGGCCGGAAGAUACGCUGCUGGCGACGCUGCUUGGUCCGAUACGUUGGUCCGCCCACAGUACCCAUCUGCGUCAGAGCAGGUGCCGAUCCACGCGACCCUCCAGGGCGGGCGCAAGCGAGUUUGCUGCUCAACGGAGGCAGUGGAUCGCUUUGCCAUGUCGUCUCUGCACCCCGGCAUGGGAGGCUUUGGAGGACCUGGCAUGUGGGGAGGGAUCCUCAAUUAAUCAGCCACCUAACUAC
Messenger RNA from Phialemonium atrogriseum, 2225 nucleotides. RefSeq lists its product as uncharacterized. Gene Ontology annotation, cellular component: cyclin-dependent protein kinase holoenzyme complex; nucleus. Gene Ontology annotation, molecular function: cyclin-dependent protein serine/threonine kinase regulator activity; protein kinase binding. The transcript has 2 exons. Gene Ontology annotation, biological process: regulation of cyclin-dependent protein serine/threonine kinase activity. The record is from RefSeq and is a predicted model, not a curated record. Bases 101 to 2209 code for a protein of 702 amino acids. Lineage: Eukaryota; Fungi; Ascomycota; Sordariomycetes; Cephalothecales; Cephalothecaceae.